AUGGCGACGGGUAUUUUGAAGUUGGCGGCCAUUUUGACGCUGUCUACGCCUGCCGUCUUUGGACAAAGUCGUGUCGGGGCAGCUGCAUGUGACAAUGCCUUCAUAAUAGAUGGCUCGGGAAGGGCCAUGGUGGACGGCGACUGCACCCGCUACAUACACUGUGACUUCACGGACGCCUUCCAGACCCAGGCCUUUGUAAUGGACUGUCCCGACACCCUCUUCUUCAACCCCUCCACUCUUGUCUGUCAGUAUCCAGAGGACGUCCGGUGCCCGUACGACAGGUGCGUGGGGAAUCUCAACGGAACCUACCAGCUGCCGACAGAUCGCUGCUCCGAGUAUUGGACAUGCGUCGGGGAGAGGACGUUCGAGAAGCGAUGCUGCCCGUUUAGGGAAUCAUACGACCCCAAUAGAGGUUGUGUUCGAGAUUUAUCGUGUGAAGAGCAGUGCCCACGGGACUUUAUACCUCAAAAUAUCACAGAAUGCCACCCUGCCUUCAAACUCUCGUUCCCUCCCGAGCAGACCUUCCGAGAUUUCAGUGGCUACGAUUCUGAUGUCAGGAACUCUAAUGCCAUGGGCGCCAUCGACCAGGAUACGCCAUCAGGGGACCGAGGAGCCGCAUUCUUCGACGGGGUCCAGAGUAAAAUCGUGUCUCGACGCUUCAAUUUUGCAGAAUUUGGAUACGUUCCAAAAUUUAGUGUAACGUUCCUCGCCGAUGAUGCCGGACAAACGGGCGAAAUUGCUCUGCUGACCAACAACGCCUGUGAUCAGCCUCCCACCGUCGAACUGUACCUACGCCCUGCCACCUCUACGAUUGUCGGGAGAAUAUUAACUUUUGUAGGGGAGAUUUCCAUAGAGAACUCAUAUACCAGAUCAUCUUGGAAUACAGUGGUACUGGGAUAUGACGGACAAAGUCUGUCUCUGGACGUCAACGGAAAUGUGAACUCUUCGCCACCUACUGGCAACCCAGCUAAAGUUAUUCCCAUCCAGUGUUCCUUACAGAUUGGGUAUGGACAGUUUAUGGAGAGGUUCAAGGGUCAUAUAGACGAGGUGAUAUAUUAG
Messenger RNA from Liolophura sinensis, 1059 nucleotides. RefSeq lists its product as uncharacterized. Gene Ontology annotation, cellular component: extracellular region. The transcript is spliced from 6 exons. The coding region runs from base 1 to 1059 and encodes 352 amino acids. The record is from RefSeq and is a predicted model, not a curated record. Gene Ontology annotation, molecular function: chitin binding. NCBI's taxonomy places the organism in Eukaryota, Metazoa, Mollusca, Polyplacophora, Chitonida, Chitonidae.